AUGGUGACCUCUGCAACGCUCGGCAUGCGCGGCGCGCUCUGUGCAGCACAUGCAGGCCCAGUGCGCGAGCGCAUCAAGAUCAAGAAGGGCAUUUUUCGGCUGGCGCAUUUUAUGACCACGGCCGCGCGGCGGCGAAGCAACCCGUUUCCGCGCUCCCGCUCCUCCCUUCUUCACCGCCGCAGAACCAGUCUCGCACAGACCCGCGAUCUGACGGAGAUCUUCACAGACAAGUUGAUCCAGCCGUGGGACUGCUGGCUUGUGGAGAUAUUCCAGAACGGCGGCGCGUUCGCACAGGUGAACGUUAUCCUUGGCUCGGCCAUGCAACGCUCGACAUUAUCGGCUGGCCGCGCGAGCUUCGGGUAUAACUUCGGCGCUCGACCUGGCGAGAGAUCUGCAGGUCGGAUGCUGGAACAAGGGCGGCAGCCAGAUACCGCAGGUGCCCGCCCUGCCCCGCCCGGGCGAACGCCGGUGGCUGAUGGCCGCGUGCUCAAGCUUGCUGUUCCCCCCACUGGGUCGAUCCUGGCUCUACGGGCGCGGAACGCGAGCCAGCGCCGACUGAAUGCCGUUGCGCGCCGCUCGCACUCUCCGGACAGCUUCGUCUGGACACACGGAUGGACGCGCUGCACGGCCCAGAGCCAAAACCAGCGCACGCACACACCCAACAGCGCACGCCCGCACCACGCCGCGCUGCACAAUGACGCCGCAGCCGAAAGACACCAUCGACUUCAGCCAGCCGCUCGCGACGGACAAGGUGUACACCUGCGAGGGACCCUCGCGCUUUAA
Messenger RNA from Phanerochaete carnosa HHB-10118-sp, 783 nucleotides. RefSeq lists its product as uncharacterized. NCBI's taxonomy places the organism in Eukaryota, Fungi, Basidiomycota, Agaricomycetes, Polyporales, Phanerochaetaceae. The record is from RefSeq and is a predicted model, not a curated record. Bases 1 to 783 code for a protein of 260 amino acids. The transcript has 4 exons.